AUGGGCGUUACUGUUCACACGAAUGCUGAGGGCAGCGGUCCUACUCCCACCAAGGGCCAGACCGUGACCAUUGAGUACACUGGGUACCUCAAGGAUGCCUCCAAGCCCGACAACAAGGGCAAGAAGUUCGACUCUUCUGUCGGCCGUGGCGACUUCGUCGUCCAGAUCGGCGUUGGCCAGGUCAUCAAGGGUCUUUUCUCAGGUUGGGACGAGGGAGUCACCCAGAUGAAGGUUGGCGAGAAGGCCACUCUCGACAUCACCAGCGACUACGGCUACGGCGCUCGGGGUUUCACUGGCCACAUCCCUCCGAAUGCUGACCUGAUCUUCGAUGUGCAUCUCAAGGGCGUCAAAUAG
Molecule: messenger RNA, 354 nt
Organism: Thyridium curvatum
Lineage: Eukaryota; Fungi; Ascomycota; Sordariomycetes; Thyridiales; Thyridiaceae
Exons: 6
Coding region: 1-354 (117 amino acids)
Molecular function (GO): peptidyl-prolyl cis-trans isomerase activity
Source: RefSeq, a predicted model, not a curated record